CUCGAUGAAUGUCAUCGCGAAAUGACAACAAACACAAUCACUAUCAAACAGUCGAGCGUUGGCGUAUCAUUUUAAUGUUUGCAUUGGCAUUAUCUCAAAAUUUCCAUCUGGAACACGAACUAUUUUGACCCGGUGUGAGUGUAUUCCUGAGUCGCUAUUUUUCAUUCAAAUAAACUUCGAAAAUGAUCAACACUUGCAAGGAAUGCGGAUGUACGUGCAAACAUUGUGGAAGAGUUGAUAAUGACAUCCAUCUUCAUCUCGAAAUCGAAAAUCUCAAGCAGAAGCUUGCUGAAAGGGACAGUCAUAUCAUAAGGAUGGAGACCAAUUUUUUGAACGAAUCCACCGUUGAUAGCGACGAAAUGAUGCUUCUCAAAGACGAGUUACUUACUUUACAAGAUAAACAUAAAAGGCUGUCUGAUGCACAUAAACGAGUCCAAAGAGUGAAUCAAGGGUUAGAAGAUAAAUUGUUAAAACUAGUGGAUGCUUGUGAAACUGAUAAAAGUGCUCUAGCUAAAGAUGUGGCUGUUCUUUCUGAAAAGUUAGCGGAGGCCAAUUAUACGGUGAAAAAACUCACUGAAAGCAAUGAAAGGUACAAGAAGGAUGUCAAUGUUGCCAUACAAUUCCUCCAAUGCAAGCAGAGCAACUUUGUCGGCCAUAAAUUCGACACUUUACCUCCAGAGAUCCAGGGCGAAGUAUCGGUUUUCAUGACUCACAAGAAGAAACCGGAAGAAAGGAAACUGAUCGAACCGAAAAGCAUCAAAGUUCCAAUACCGACUUUUCCUCCAACCGCCAUGUUUUACUCGGUACCGAAAUCGCCGAAGGAGGAGAGACGGAUCGUGGAAGAGGCGCCCCCAUCUACUCCCCCGGUGGACGUGGUUUCGGCGGCCAUAAUGGCCAAAGUACUGGAGGAGAGACAGAAAGAGCGGAUGUGCAUCAAACACUGCGACACCUGCACCUGCUCCAAGAAUUUGAAACUCACCGACCCCAACAGACACCACGACGUGGGAACUCAAACCGACGAGUUCAAGCAGUCUUGUAAAACUUGCAAAGAGGCCAGUUUUCAGAUCCUCAAGCUGCCCAGGAGCGCCGACAUAGCGAAUGCCAAAAUGCCAAAUUUCGAACUCGAAAAUUGCAAUAAUAUAGUGAAAGUACAACCUAAUAAUUUUCUCGUGGAAAAGAGUAGUUCCAACGCAUCGAGCCUUAUAGAUCUCGACAUCAACCUGAACUCGGAGAGCGUGGUCUUGGAACCAAACGUUUUAGUGAGUGCAGUCGGUGUUGAAUGCAAUAAUAAAAUAAAUCAGCCGAGGCUAGAUAAUAGUUUUUUAAAAAAGCAUGAAGGUUUGCAGGGUCAACCACUUCCUACUUUCCAGAAUUUCAAAAUUUCUAGUGAAGUUCCUUCAAACCUGAAUAGUAAAACAAUAGCUUCUUUCACACCGUUGAUCCCUCACUCCGCUCAGAUUGAUAGAAAGAACCAAGCCGUCAAAGCUUAUGGCAACAAACUCAAUCUCGUUCACGCUCACAAAACUACAGAUAGUGAUAUAUCAAUUGUGAAUUCUGUUAGAAAAGAUGUAGAAGACAAAACGGAGGACCAAAAUCAAGGUACUAAUUUUCAGAAUAACAAAGAAAAUUUUCAAAAUUUAGAUAGGUCAAAAUAUCAAGAAAUGGAGGAGAAUGUUAAAAGGUUCCUUUUCAAAAAGACUGAACUCUGGAAAGAACAGUCUGAGAGUUUCCCUAGAAACGAUGAAGCUACGAACGAUUUACAACAAACUUUUUCACAUACACAAACAGAGAUAUAAUUUAGGGCCAUCUGAAGACUUUGUUGUUGUUUUCGUAUUGUUUUGAGAUUAUUUGUUGAUUUAUUUUUAUGGAUAUUUUUCGUCAUCCUGCUCUCUUGUAAUUCUAUUCGUUGUUUUAAUUUUGCACCUGCUACCAAAUAAUCCUAUUAUGUUGUUUUAAUUUUUUGUUAUUUCUCGAUUCUUGCUCAUUUCAAAUUUAGAUUGGGGCGAAAUUUCACCAAAUUUUUCGUGUUUUUGUUCCUCAUUUCCCAAGCUCCUGAAUUUGAAGAAUGUCGAAAAAAAUUGACUUUAACCGAAGAGUGAAACUUUGCCCUAAACGGAGAGGAAUGUAAGUCCUCAAACUUUAGGCCUUCAGAAAACUCUUUCAGUGAAUGUAUGAUGUUAUCAGGUGUUCUUGGAGCAUCCUAUAUGUACUGCUACAUUUAACCUUAGAUUUGUCGUAUCAAAACUUUUUUAUUU
Molecule: messenger RNA, 2255 nt
Organism: Coccinella septempunctata (seven-spotted ladybird)
Lineage: Eukaryota; Metazoa; Arthropoda; Insecta; Coleoptera; Coccinellidae
Exons: 5
Coding region: 183-1796 (537 amino acids)
Source: RefSeq, a predicted model, not a curated record